Messenger RNA from Amoebophrya sp. A120, 2447 nucleotides. NCBI's taxonomy places the organism in Eukaryota, Dinophyceae, Syndiniales, Amoebophryaceae. The record is from the annotation of a GenBank genome assembly.
AUAUGAUCAUGAGCGAAUCGGAAUCAGUCGCGCCACCCUGACCGCAACGCGGAUGCUGGGCCGCUCCGAUCGAGUCCUCCUGAUUGGCAGCGGUAGUCGGCACCGCUUCAUUAUGAUCACCUUCUCUCGGAUCAGGUCUAGCUAUUUCUAUUGAGCGUCGUCAGUCCGUGUCUGCUCCUCAUCUGGCAAUUCCUCGUUUGAAACUCUCGUGAAUUCUCACGAUGCAGAGCAGCAGCAUCGGAAAGGUUGCCCCUGCGGAACUGGGGGACACUGCCGCGGCACCGCCACUAGAGCCUGGACCGGUGCUCUUGACUUCUAUGGAUGACAGCCCCCCCGGGCAAGGCAUGUGUGCUACUUCUUCAUCUUCCAGUAGUCGCAGCAAGUCACAUUCUUCUGUGAUCGAGACUCUGCGAGGGGCCACUGGUUGCCCACGCGAUGCGGAAGUCUCGAAAGCCGACACCUCCGAAAAAAGUGUCAACAUCACGGUUGAUCAACACCAGUCCGCAAAAAUCGGCAUUUCGCAGGGAGUUUCGCCUAGCGAGGACGCAGGUAGAGUUACGAGCCCUGCAAAAGAACAAGCAGCAUCAGUUACAACGGAGCCAAAAGAAAGCAUUGGUCGCAAACACGCAAGGAGACUGGCACUGAUCAUUACGGAUCGCGAAACGGUAGACUUGGAGUUACAGCGCAUUCGCGAACUACAAGAAGCGGGCGGUACGGCCUACGCGAAAUUCGUCGACAAGCUCACAUUCUUCGGGGCGGUCAUUUUCAUCCUCACAUUUGUCUUCCUGCUGUUCGGAGACCACAAGUGGCUUUUUCUCUACCUCCACACGAUCACCUUUUGCGGGCUCUAUCUGUACCGCUGGUGGACAUACAGAAAGUUCAGGUGUGGAAGAGACGCUCACUUUGUUUAGAUGGUGAAACUUGUUGUAUUCUUAUUCGUUUGAGUUCUUGUCUUAUUGGAAUAACUUUUUUCCGGAGAAGCUGCAGCGCGCCGAGAGUAUACGUAAAGAAUAAAUGUUUGAAAAAACUAUGACCAGGUAUCAGUUUUUUCUGCUGGACAUGUGUUACUUCGGCAACUUUGUACUCUUGGUUUACGUCUGGAUUCUCCCUGGCGUUCCCGAGUUGUUUACCAUCUCCUUCGCCAUGGCGACGGGCCCGCUGGCCACCGCGGUCUUUCUCUUCCGCAACAGUUUGGUUUUUCAUUCGAUAGACAAACUGACUUCCUGCUUCGUUCACGUCGCGCCUUUCUUCGCCUGCCUAUUGAUCCGGCACUACCCUCUGCAGUUGGAGUACGGACCCUCAUUGCAGCCGGGCGCGAAGGGAUUUUUUACCACGGAGUACGGGUGCCAUUCGUCGGAGUCUGCAUUUGUGGUCCGCAGUUCCGAUCCGACUUCUGCAGAAAAUAAAGCGGGCACCAGUGCCGGUGGAGAUAUUUUCCGUGGCACGCAAUUUCGAUUCGCGGUGCCGGAAAAAUUGACGAUAGGCACCGUGUUGCUCUGGCCGUCGCUAUACUACCUCGGCCACCUCGCUUUCUACGUCGUUACCAUCACGCUCUUUCUUCCUGCCGAUCCCAGCUAUCUCACACUCUACAGGUAAAGAUAUUUGUUCUACGCCUUUAGAUUUUUGCCAGGACGCACUGCCCUACUAGAUUAGGUUUUUCAGAGUGGCUCUUUCCCGCUCUCAUCACGUUGACUGUUACGAAAGAGGCGCGAUUCAUCGGGACACUCGGCUGUACCACCGUCUUCAAUUUCAGGUACGUCAUGUCUACUCCGAAGAAGCGACAACCCUGGGCGAUGUUCCCCGGAGGGGACCGGUGGCUAUGGUUUUGGUACGGCCUGAUCCACUUUCUGUGCUCCGUGCUCGCGUUUGCACCAGCUCUGCUCUGGUAUUACAGUGCGGAAAGUAUGCUGCUACUCGGCCUUUUUCUCAUAGCAAUCACAGCCUGGAACGGGGCUAAUUUUUACAUUGAAGUCUUCCAGCGCGAUCCGUCCAAGCCGAAGAGGCAGUCGCGGUAGGUCUCUUCUCUCUACAGGAGCGUCUGCGUUCUGAUCGCACAAGCGUCGACACUAAAAAGCGUACUUAGGCGUUCAUUCUGUAAUUCUAAUUUAUGCGAAAACUUUCUGCUGGAUCGGCCGCAUGUUCAUGUUUCUUCCAAGUGAAAGCUAGAACAAUGUUUUUAGAAUGACGUCGUAAUAAAAAGAUGAAACAAGCUCAAGCUGUUCGCGACACGCAAAGUGUAGAAGUCGAGUACCUCUCAAAACAAUCGUUUGUAAAAAACGCAACGCUGUUGACUUUGGUUUUUGAGAUGAAGCGCACUUCAUGCAGAAGAUGCAGACUUUUUGCAGAAGAUGAGGACUUUUUGCAGCAGAAAAGCUGAAAAUCGAAUCAAGAACAUCAAGGAACGAACUUGUGUCAAAAAGAAAGAUCAAAUCGAGCCGAAACCUGAC